CGCACAGAAUGAGCUCUUGUUGUCUUCAGGAGUGAACAGUACACCAAUGGGGCGCGUAAUUUGAUCGAGCGAAACCAUGAACCCGGCGCAUUCAAGGAGGACGACGGCCCUCCAUUGCCUCAUAUACGUUUGGCUACCAUGAUGAAUUCAAUCCUACCUUGCGAAUGACUAGGCAGGGCAAAUUAGCAGCCGCGCGCUGCUUGCACCUGUUGCUGGCGCCUUUCCUACUGAGCUCGGUGCUCUGCAAGGAAGAAAGAGUUGAGGGUUGGAUAAGCGUUGUCAUCGCUCCAGAUGAAGCCAGCGAAGGCCCUCAACUUGUGCUGCGACUCGCAAAUACGAUGGCGGGGGCUCCAGGCUUCAAGUUCAUGAACUUGAAGACGCUGAGGGAGGACACCUUAGCUGAGGCUAUUAGCAGCUUCGCGCCCGGCGCUCGUGUAGCAGUGGUGGGCGAGCUCCGAAAUUCGCAGCCCGCCACGGGCACCACAGUCGAGUCCGCACCCUACCUCGUGGCGAGCUCCAUAGACUUGCUUGAUGAUAUUAAUCAGACAACUGAGCUGGGAGGCUACUCAAAUACUGCCGCAACACGGUCAGCGGCUGCCUCGGACUCCGCAUCGGGCGACGCCACCCCUAUGAAGGCUCUCUUCCUUAUCGUGUCCACUACCUGCGGAGGGCCCAGGAGCUUGCCGGCGGCCACUCGCGAGGAGUUGGAGGCCAUCCUAUUCGACAGCGGCAAUGCCGGAGGAGGGAGUAGCAGCGACAUAGCUGGCAGUAGCACCGGCAGCAGCAAUGGUAGUAGCAGCAGCAGCAGCAGUAGCUCAGUUCCCACGCUUCAGUCCUACGUGCGCUACUGCUCCAACGGCCGCGCGGCGCUGUCACCUGACACCAGCCGCGUGCUCGACAGCGUCGUCAUUCCCUGCGCCGGCCCCGUCAGCGCCGCCACCAGCCAGCCGGUGUGGCUGACCAGCCGCUGCCAGACAGGCGACAUGCUGGGCUGGGGCGAUGCGGCGGUGGAGGCAGCCAAGCAGCAGCUGGGGCCGGACGGGCUAGCGAGCUACCAUCACGUGGUCCUGGUGCUGCCGCGUGACUGGCGCUUGCCGCCAUCAUCUGACGGCGCCGCCGUCGCCAACGGAAGCGGGGGCGGCGGCUGUGCGGGCUUCACUGCUAGUGGGGAGGUGGGCGUGCCCCGCCGCAACGCUGACGGCAGCCCUGCCUACGCCUUCAGCUGGCUAAGUGGCGAGCGCUACCCCAUGUUUUCCAACUACUUUCACGAGAUGUCCCACAACCUGGGGCUGCUGCAUGCCGGCACUGCCAACGGCUGCCAGUACUGUGACGCCACUUGCGUCAUGGGCUACUGCUGCGACCGCGUGUGCCCGAACGCCGCCCACAUGUGGGCCCUAGGCUGGGCAGAUCCCGCCAGCGGCCCAUCUGCGGCCGAUGCCCAGGGACAGGGUGGUGACUUGGGAGUAACAGACGGAGGAGCAGCAGCAGCAGCAGCGAUGGGCGGCUCUCUGGUUCUGGAGGGGCUGACUGAGGGGCUGACACUGCCGUACCGACUGCCGGCACAGCACAGCAGCGAUGCCAGCUUCGUGAUGAUCGACGCUGCGGCCGCCACCGGCGGCAUCCGGUACUUUCUGUCGUACCGCGACGGUACGACCAGCGGCGUGUACGACAGUACGGUGGGGAGCAGCUUGCACGUGCACGGGCAUCUGACGGGUACGGCACGGCGGCGGUACACUGACACGGGCGCCUGGAUGGAUUCGGUACACGUGGCGGCGCUGGCGGCGGGCGAUGUGUGGCGGGAUGAGCAGACACGCCUGCAAGUGCGUGCUGUUGCAAUCAGCGGUGGGGAGGCCGUGGUGCGGUUGUGCCGGGCCCCGGUGCUGCAGCUAGCCGCUGGCACCGCCGCGCCUGUGAACAGCAGUGCAGCCAACUGGUCAGCUUGCGACAUGCCGGCCGGCGGCAGCGUUAGUGUUACCGGCGGAGCCGAGGCCAUCGGCGUCAGCAGCCCUGCGCCCUCGCCAGCCCAGGGCGAGCCGGCCGGAAGCGCAGGCCAAGCGCAGACAACCGCGCUGGCGACGCAGCAGAACGUUACGCCGACGCCAGCGCCCACACCCGAUCCCACAACGGCUCCGUCCCCUUCUCCUGUACGGCAGGCUCAGGCAUCCUUACGGAACAACGGCUCGCCGACGCCGACGCGCUCGCCGUCGGCGCCCAGCCCUCCCCAGCCGGACACACCCAGCUCGCCCAGUCCCCCGGGGCCAUCAGGCACUCCCACGUCGGCUGAGGCAGCUCCUGCCGCCACGGGCAGCAAGCGCAAGGCGAAGCGCGCGUCGCCCUCGCCCCCACCUUGGCCGUCUCCCUCGCCGGAGACAGCACCAACGCCAGGUGGUGGCGGUGGUGGUGGUGGUGGUAAAACGCGCAAGCAGCCGACGACCUCGCCGAGGAAGCGCGGCAAUGGCGCGGGCCGCCUUCGGCGCCUUCUGGGGCGGGCGUUCGAGUGACGCACACACAUACACACACACGCAUACACAUACACACACACACGUAUGCCGUCGCGUUGCUGCAUUGCAUACACCGUCUUUGCGCUUUGUUUUCCUUAUGCUCUUUAACACAUACGCCCGUGUGCUCUACCACGCACGCAUUCACACGCGCCCCAACACAUGUACACGGCGCCAUGCAUACUGACAUCGUGUGCUGGUAGUAGCUGGUCGUAGCCAGUAGUAUUGCUGACAGAUUAUUAUUUUAUGCCUUUAUUACUGCCAUGCAAUGGAGGGAAGCUUUACCUUGUUAGCCGUGCGGCGCAUCGAUGGUUUGGCGCCAGCCCGCCCCCCGCUGUGGUCGGGCGGCGGGCGGUCAUUCCUCACGGCCUUCCGCGAUCUUCUCCCACCACUCUUGCGUAGCGUCCUUCGAGCACUGUACAUACAGACUAUGGUGUUUGGACCGCUUGGCGAGCUACGGCCAGCCGAUUGGGCCUCGCAAUGGUAUUAGCAAGACGAUCGGGCUGCAGUGAAGCCCUGCGUGCCGCGUGUACAUACCCAACUGAAUGGGCGCGUCAGGCGUGUGCUAGCGCUCGCGUUUGGCAGGGGCACCCCUGCGUUUUGGUUUUGCUUCUUACAAUCCCUGGGCCAUGUGCAGCGUGUUACACGCCAAAGGCUUGUAACAUGCUUAUGUAGAUGCAUAGGGUAGAGAUGCGGAACGUGUCCGGCGUGAACAUGUUGCAGGCUGUCGUCCUGGGUGUCAUUGGAAUAGGGAUAUUCAACACUUUGGUUGUGGGCAUGGAUGCGUGUACUUCACACAAACAUACAUCGAUUGCACGCAACACGUGAGGCGGCGUGUAGCAUGUAACCCUCAUGUACUUCACACAAACAUACACCGAUUGCACGCAAAACGUGAGGCGGCGUGCAGGUCUUGCUGGGGGUCUUGCACUGUCUUGCGCGCGUGUGCUGAAAGUGAGCAUCGCCACACAGUGGGCCGGGCCCACCGGGCCCGGGCGCCUGGUAUGUUGGGGGAGCCUCUGCGGCUGCCCCGAGCGCCUUUCAAAAUUGCUUAUUGCAUCAUCAAGGGUUAUUGCAGGUGGAAGUGGAUAAUGCAAAGCAGGCUGCUGGAUUGAGCGCGUUUGAGAGAGGGGGUCCUGCGUAUGGAUUAGCCCUGGAAGCCAAAUGCAGACAACGCACUUGUAUCGGGUACAGUAAGGUGUUACAGGUUAGGUGUUGCACGUGGGUGUUACAGUAUAGCACCAUAAUGCGGAUACGGUGUCAAGUGGGCUGGUGGGGAGGUAUUUCCUGGUAUCAGGGAAACGAGGGAUUCGUGUCGCAACAUGGCAAUGGAGACGCCGUCCGCCCGUCGUGGCAGAGGCAAGAUGACGUAGCAUCCUUUGCUGCGCUAUAGCUGUUGGUGGAGUUAACUUGCCAAAAGAUCUUAUCUUACGGAGCGGGGUGGGGGCGGUGGCUUGAGAUCGUGCCUGCUGUCAGUUGGUGGGGGGCCCGGCGAUGGAGUUGCCCGUGGUAGUCUGGCGCCGACGGACAAAGAGCGCCUGGGCUGUAAAACACUGUGCAA
Chlamydomonas reinhardtii is the source of this 4056-nucleotide messenger RNA. RefSeq lists its product as uncharacterized. NCBI's taxonomy places the organism in Eukaryota, Viridiplantae, Chlorophyta, Chlorophyceae, Chlamydomonadales, Chlamydomonadaceae. The coding region runs from base 339 to 2501 and encodes 720 amino acids. The record is from RefSeq and is a predicted model, not a curated record. The transcript is spliced from 7 exons.